CGCCUCCCCGCUUUGGGAUGAAUUAGCGGCGGGUUCUUCUCGGAGGUUGCGACCCCUACGGAUUCCUCAGCUCGUCCACGCGCCACCCUCGGCGUCGCACGCACGUCGUCUCCUGCGGGUCACAGAAUCAUGGUGUCAUGGAAAGGGAUUUAUUUUAUACUCACCCUGUUUUGGGGAAGCUUUUUUGGAAGCAUUUUCAUGCUGGGUCCCUUUCUACCUUUGAUGUUUGUAAACCCAUCUUGGUAUCGCUGGAUCAACAACCGCCUUGUGGCAACCUGGCUCACGCUCCCCGUGGCAUUGUUGGAAACUAUGUUUGGCGUAAAAGUGAUUAUAACAGGUGAUGCUUUUGUUCCUGGAGAAAGAAGUGUCAUUAUUAUGAAUCAUCGUACAAGAAUGGACUGGAUGUUCCUGUGGAAUUGUCUGAUGAGAUACAGCUACCUCAGAUUGGAAAAAAUUUGCCUGAAAGCCAGUCUCAAAAGUGUUCCUGGAUUUGGUUGGGCCAUGCAGGCUGCUGCCUAUAUCUUCAUUCAUCGAAAAUGGAAGGAUGACAAAAGCCACUUUGAAGACAUGAUUGAUUAUUUUUGUGAUAUUCGUGAGCCACUUCAACUUCUCAUAUUCCCAGAAGGGACUGAUCUCACAGAAAACAGCAAGGCUCGAAGUAAUGAUUUUGCUGAAAAAAAUGGACUUCAGAAAUACGAGUAUGUCUUACACCCAAGGACAACGGGCUUUACUUUUGUCGUAGACCGACUAAGGGAAGGUAAGAACCUCGAUGCCAUCCACGACAUCACCGUGGCCUACCCACACAACAUCCCUCAGACGGAGAAGCACCUUCUCCAAGGAGACUUUCCAAAGGAGAUCCACUUCCACGUGCUCCGCUACCCCAUAGCCGCCCUCCCCACGGACAGGGAGGCGCUGCAGCUCUGGUGCCACAAGCGCUGGGAGGAGAAAGAGCAGCGGCUGCGUGCCUUCUACCGGGGGGAGAAGAGUUUCCACUUUGCUGGACACAGUGCCGUUCCACCCUGCAAGUCUGAGCCCAGGGUCCUGGUGGUCAAACUGCUGUCUAUCCUAUACUGGACCCUGUUCAGCCCUGCGAUGUGCCUACUCGUGUAUUUCUACACUUUUGCCCGGUGGUACUUUGUGAUUGUGAUUGCCGUCUUCACACUACAAGAGAGAAUAUUCGGCGGACUGGAGAUCAUUGAACUUGCAUGUCACCGUUUUUUUCACAAACAGCCACAUAUAAACGAGAAGAAAAAUGAGUAGAUUUUAAGGUUCACCAUGUAAAGACCGAGGGGAUAUUUUGGAAAUGGUCUAAGCUUUUGUAAAUGGAGAUGGAUUUGUGCAUGACUGUCAGAUAUUUCUACCAUCAUUUGUUAUAGAUAUUUUGCACUUAGUUUUGUGGGAAAAUAUUGCUACACAGGCAAUUUUCUUUUUUUCUUUUAGAUCUCUGAAUGUAAUUUCAAUACCGCACACAGGGAGCAAUCUCUGAGAAAUAUUAUUAAACAAUCAGGCAAGGUAUACACAGAUUUUCUGCAGGCCGGAUCCGGUUUCCUGUCAGACUCCCCAGGCAGACCUGGGGUUUGCUCACCGCUGGGCCAAGUACUGGGGUUAGGAGCCCUUCCUCCUGGCCUCGACCGCUCAUCAGCCACUCCUUUCUACACCACUCACCCCAUCACAUCCUUCCUCCAGACCAGAAAACGCAACUUCCUUGUCCUUAAAGUGACCAACCAUGCUGACAGAAAGCCCUGCCUGACUCGCCAGGUCUCGGCAUUCAGCCCCGCGAGCGGCCCAGAGGCCGGAAACCAUCGGCGCCCUUUUUUCGCGUGGAAAAUCAGACCCGGACGCGUCUCAGGGAGCAACCACAGGCUCUCCAUUUCAACCCUCUGCUCGAACUUUUUAAGAUAGGAAUGAAAACCAUUUACUUACACUCUCUCUUGCAUGCCGAAUACUGGUUCGGGCAACGCCCUGACAGGUGGAGCUUUUUCUGCCUUAAAAAUGGCGUAAACCAAGUCACUUACCGGCUUAAAGGGACGCGUAGGAGAACAUUCUGUUACUGGGGUCAGAAACGCUUUGGAAGAUGUGUCCUCAAAACCUGCCGAAAAGGAAGGUUACUGUGUUUUGUCCGUGUGCGUGGGCAUCUAACUUGGCGCCAUCGCAAGUUUGCAGACAAGGGUUCACCCCGAAUUACUCAACCCCCAAAGCCAUGCCUGGUUUUACUCUGAACCUAAAACAAUCACACAAAAAUAAAUCCAUUAAUGAUAGCGAAGAUUCUCUCUUUUAGACUCAGGCUUCCUCUUUUCAGCAGUAAAGUUUAAACCUGAUUAUGACAAAUUGUGCUCCAAUAUAUUUGUCAUUUGGAGUCUGUGGAAAAUCCAGCAAACCUACAGCAACAAUCCCCUCCCUCUGCAGGCGAAAGAACCCGUGUGGUCGUUUCUACCCUCGUUCUGGACACUGCUGUGGGGUGCCAGGCAGCGCAACAGAAAGUGGGAGGCAAUUCAAGUCUCUAGCUGUUCGCAAACCUUUCAACCUCCCUCCGGCCUCGAACCACUCUCAAAGCUGUUUUCCCAGUGUAAGCUCUCAGCAGGAAUACCGAGCCUGUCCUGUUUUGCCUGACAGUGACUUACCGACGCGCGGAGCCAUGCAAGGUGGGAGCUGGAAGCCUGGCGAGCAGCGGCCCCUCUUCCAGAAAGGUCGCAGUCGGGCACUGUCGUGGAAGCAUCAGCACACGAGGGAGCUUCUGCUUCCACCACCCGCACCACCCUGCAUUUAACUGCUCCCCCAAGGCUGACUUUAAUCUUGCCUGGAGCUACUAAUUAGUUAAUGAGCAUCGGCUCCAAACUCAGCUGUUUAACUUUACGGUUUUUAAGGUUAUUGGGAGAUAUUUUUUAACCUGUUUUCUUAAUAAAAUAAGUUUUUGAUUUAGGUUUCUCGCAGACUUCUUUGAUUCUAUUUGGAAACAAAAUAGGUAACGAUCAAGUGUACCGGGAACAAGACAAGGGAACGAGACAAGCGAGGUUCUACACAGGUGACGGUCCUGCCCCUCAGCAUCCGUCUCCGCUGCCUGGACUCAGCUUACGGGGUAGCUUCCACUUGCGGCGGCUCCUCUUGCCUCGCUGAAGCCUUUUACCAGGAGAGCUCUUUAAAAAAAAAGAAGAAAAGUUUUGAUUCUAAAAAAUAAGAUAAAGUGCAAACUUUGAUUACCCAAAAUUCAUUAGCAUUAAAACCCGGGGAAGAUAAACCUUGCAUUUGUUUAUAAGAACUAGAAAUGACUUCCAAAAGGAAAAAAAAAAUCCUUUUUGGGGAUUCUGUUUCUAUUUUUGCAAGAAGGCUUCUUUUAAGAUUGUAAUUAUUGGUGUUUGCCUACACAUUUGUCUCUGUUAAAGCCUUUUUCUUCACUUAUAAGAGUUUUUUUUUUUUUAAAGAACUACACAAUUUGGACCUUAGAGCUCUUUAGCAUUGGCGCCAAAAUGCCAAGUACAAAUUAGCGCAGCGUCCACCCCAGGACCAUCCCGCUUCCUCCAGACCCUCUUCCUGCCCGGCGACCCGCAGUCCUCGGGCAGCCCGUGGAUGACUCGCUGUUCCUCCAGGUGUUGAGUCUUUCCCAUUCAGAACGGUUUUAAAUGAAGCAAGUGUGGUUUCUACAGGACUUGAAACUACUUAAAAUACACACCUGCAAGCAAGGAGGCUGAAGAGGCUCCAAGUUCUGCUGCCAGAUAGCAGAGAUGAAACAAGCCAGGUUAUUGUAAACCUCGGCUAAAGAACAUGGCAAAAGACUAAAAGAAAAGAUUAGAGCCCCAAGCGCUAGUGAAAGCGUGCCUUGUCGUGUGCCGGCAGCACAGGUGAGGGGAAUACCUGAAGGGGCCCUCCUGCAGAGCACACAGGGCUGGACUCUGAGAGGGGGUGCCCCUUUCGCCGCGACUUUCUGCUCUGGCACCACCAUCACACUCUCCCGCACGUGUCAGUGAAGAUGCCAGUAGAGGAAGCCUGUUGGCGUUAAAUUGUUUACAGUUCUUUAUAUAAAUAACGUGCUUCCAGUGCCUUAGUUAUGGGUCCCUUUCUUUUUCUUGUUCCAAGAUUUCUCCGGUGUAUUUCCUAGGUCAAAGUCUUUCCGCUCUUCGUUGGGAGGACGUGGUCUGUAAACACUGGCCACUGGUACACGCUGCUUUGUGAAGCCGCCUGGAGUGUGAAGCUGGGGUCACAGGUGCCUUAGCUGUUUUUUGUGCUCUAGAAAAAGAUGGUCUGUCCCAUGAUGAGCUUCAGAUUAGAUAUGGCCCUACAGUUGUCUUGCCUAUUUAUUUCAAAACAGAACCUUAGUUUUGGUAAUUUAUUUUUCAAAAGACCAUUAUGUGUAAAACAUCCAGUUUUAAAAAUAACUCACAGAAUGGCCUUAGUUCCAAUGUCCACUGGUAAGAUUGUGAAUUGUGUUAUCUGUAAUAGAUAUCCCAGAAUAAAGUGCAGUGAAUUAAGUGGAAGU
Molecule: messenger RNA, 4471 nt
Organism: Condylura cristata (star-nosed mole)
Lineage: Eukaryota; Metazoa; Chordata; Mammalia; Eulipotyphla; Talpidae
Gene: LCLAT1
Product: lysocardiolipin acyltransferase 1
Exons: 6
Coding region: 130-1260 (376 amino acids)
Cellular component (GO): endomembrane system
Molecular function (GO): acyltransferase activity
Source: RefSeq, a predicted model, not a curated record